UCAAUGUUUAUGAUAUUUACAUCGCUCUGUUUGAUUUGUGCUCUUCCUAUCUCUGUGUGUGUUCUACAGUACUUAUUGCUGAUUCGGAUUGGAGGAGAGCCUUAGGGAAAGAAUGUUCGGUUCGAGUAACCCCUUUGGGCAAUCAUCAACUAGCCCAUUUGGGUCUCAGUCUGUUUUUGGUCAGACUAACAAUGCCAGCAGCAACCCGUUCACCCCCAAACCCUUUGGUAGUACUAGCCCAUUUGGUUCACAGACGGGGAGUUCCAUAUUUGGUGGCACAUCAACUGGCGUGUUUGGAGCAACUCAGUCUUCUUCUCCUCUAACCUCUGUGCCAACAUUUGGUGCUUCGUCAUCACCGGCUUUUGGAAGUUCAAUGCCUGCCUUUGGCGCUUCUUCAACGCCUGCUUUUGGCAGCUCUUCGUCCUCAUUUGGUGGAUCUUCUGUCUUUGGGCAGAAGCCUGCUUUUGGAGGCUUUGGAUCGACUCCUCAGACAAGUCCCUUUGGAAGCACAUUUCAGCAAACUCAACCAGCAUUCGGUAGCAAUCUGUUUGGUUCAACGCCCUUUGGUGCGUCAAGUCAGUCUGCAUUUGGUGGGUCUAGCACACCAGCUUUCGGUGCAACAAGUACACCUGCUUUUGGUGCUACAAGCAGCCCAGCAUUUGGUGCCACAAGUACCCCUGCUUUUGGAUCUACGACAACUCCAACAUUUGGUAGCACGGGUACAGCCUUUGGUGUGUCCAGUUCACCAGCAUUUGGAUCUGGGGGAGCAUUUGGGGCUUCAAGCACCCCUGUUUUUGGUGCUUCUAGUACUCCUGCAUUUGGUGCUUCUAGUACUCCUACUUUUGGUGCUUCAAAUUCUUCUGCUUUUGGCGCUUCAAGUGCUCCAUCCUUCAGUUUUGGUUCAUCUCCAGCGUUUGGUCAAUCAAGUUCUGCAUUCGGCAGCAGCCCAUUUGGAACUACACCAUCUCCUUUUGGAGCACAGAGUUCUCCUUUUGGAUCCCAGGCUACAACACCAACGUUUGCAAGCUCGGGCUUUGGCCAGUCAAAUUUUGGUGGCCAACGUGGGGGUAGUAGAGUGGCAUCUUACACACCUACACCUGAGGUGGAUGGCGGUGGCACACAGCCUGCUGGAAAGCUGGAGUCAAUAUCAGCAAUGCCUGUUUACAAAGAUAAAAGCCAUGAAGAAUUGAGGUGGGAGGACUACCAGUUGGGCGAUAAAGGUGGUCCCAAUCCUGCUGGUCAAUCUGCUGGAGGGAUUGGUUUUGCUGCGCCUGCUGCACAGUCAAACCCGUUUGCUCCUUCACCUGCAUUUGGUCAGUCAUCCACCAAUCCUUUUUCCACACCAACUUCUUCCAACCCGUUCGCUCCAAAAACACCUGCAUUUGGCUCGUCGGGUUUUGGAACUUCAUCUACUCCAGCAUUUGGUUCAUCUCCCUUUGGCUCGUCAUCUACAUCUAACCCAUUUGGUUCAACUUCAUCUUCCACACCAUCUAUAUUUGGAGCAUCAUCGGCCCCUGUAUUUGGAGCUAGUUCAUCUCCAUCUCUUUUUGGUGGAUCAACGACAUCUGCAUUUGGAUCUUCUUCCUCAAUCUUUGGAUCUGCUUCUGCUCCUGGAAUGACAUCAACAUUUGGUUCUGGUUUGAAUUUUGGUAACACCCAGUCGACCCCAUUAUUCCAGUCUACUACACCUUCGCUUGUGCAAACGGGUCCUACUUUUGGACAGACUGCUUCAGCCUUUGGGCUGAAUACUGCCUCCUCCAUUGGUCAGUCGAGCAUAUUCAGCAAACCAUCAACUGGAUUUGGAGGAAACUUGUUCUCAGCCACUCCAUCACUGCUGAAUUCGAGCAAUCCAGUAGGUUAUGGCCAAACAACUUCAAUGCAACCUUCUCAGACAUCUGGGGCCUUUUCUUUUGGAAAUUUUGGACAGACACAACCAGGAGCUUCAAGUGGGUUUGGUGGUGUUUCGAGUGUCUUUGGCCAGGGAACUUUUGGACAAUCUUCUGCCACUCAGGGCUCUAUGGGCAUGCAACCAGUGCCUGUGUCAAAUCCUUUUGGAACUCUUCCUGCAAUGCCUCAGAUGUCAAUUGGUCGCACUGGAUCUGCAUCCUCAAUUCAGUAUGGAAUUUCUAGUAUGCCGGUCAUGGACAUGCCUGCUCCAGCAAGAGUUUCCUCCUUGUUAACUUCUCGGCACUUAUCUCAAAGAAGGAUGAGGUUGCCAGUAAGGAAAUAUCAUCCUAAAAAUGAUGGUCCAAAGGUCCCCUUUUUUAGUGAUGAUGAAGAAGCACCUAGCACACCAAAGGCAGAUGCUCUUUUUAUCCCAAGGGAGAAUCCGAGAGCGCUGGUUAUUCGUCCCACAGAACAAUGGCCCUCAAAAGCUAGUGCAGACAAAUUAUCUUCGCUGAAGGAUAAUUCUAAUCAUGCUCAGGAAAAUGGAAAAAUAUCUGGGAAUGUUGCACCUCCUGCUUCAAAUGGUGCUGUUACUCAUGAUAAAGACAAUGGAAAUGGUGCAGGUGGUCCUGCUGAAGGUGGUACUGACAAGGAAAGGACUCCUACCAAAAUCAAUCUGAAGGAAAAUGGGGUACAUGAUGAUAAUUCCACACAAAAGGGAGACUCAUACAUUACUCUCACUGGGCACAGGGCUGGCGAAGCUGCAAUUGUGUAUGAGCAUGGGGCUGACAUUGAGGCACUAAUGCCAAAGCUUCGGCAUUCUGACUACUACACAGAGCCUCGAAUCCAAGAGCUGGCGGCCAAGGAAAGGGCUGAGUCAGGGUUCUGCCGCCGAGUGAAGGAUUUUGUGGUUGGACGGUAUGGUUAUGGUAGUAUCAAGUUCAUAGGGGAGACUGAUGUGCGGCGGCUAGAUCUUGAGUCUCUGGUUCAAUUUAACCACCGGGAGGUGAUCGUAUACAUGGAUGAAAGUAAGAAGCCCCCUGUUGGGCACGGGCUCAACAAACCCGCUGAGGUAACUCUUCUCAACAUCAAAUGCUUUGACAAGAAGACAGGGCAGCAGUAUACAGAAGGGCCAAAAGUUGAGAAAUACAAAGAGAUGCUAAAGAAGAAGGCACAAGACCAAGGUGCUGAGUUUGUAUCCUAUGACCCAAUUGAAGGGGAAUGGAAAUUUAGGGUCAGCCAUUUCAGUCGAUACAAGCUCCAAGAUGAAGAUGAUUGUGAUUCUGACUGAUGUGUUGCCUCGGAUUGAUUGCUGACAGAAGGGGUAAUGUGGGUGUUAGGGGAGGUGAUUUCUUUCUACAAAGUCAAAUUGUGUCUGUAUAUUAGUAGUAGCUAAUGGUUUGCACAAACGCGUGCAUGGCGCCUCCUUUUUGUGUAGCAUGUCUCUGUGUUUUUGCAAUGUUCUUUGAUUUCCUUCCCCUUGUUUGUUACUGGAGUUUGUAUGGGACGGUGGGUUAUUUGUCCA
Molecule: messenger RNA, 3412 nt
Organism: Telopea speciosissima
Lineage: Eukaryota; Viridiplantae; Streptophyta; Magnoliopsida; Proteales; Proteaceae
Product: nuclear pore complex protein NUP98A
Exons: 12
Coding region: 113-3178 (1021 amino acids)
Biological process (GO): protein import into nucleus; RNA export from nucleus; post-transcriptional tethering of RNA polymerase II gene DNA at nuclear periphery
Cellular component (GO): nuclear pore; nuclear pore cytoplasmic filaments
Molecular function (GO): structural constituent of nuclear pore
Source: RefSeq, a predicted model, not a curated record